AUGCCCGGACUGCAUCACGACGACUUUGGCGCUGUGGUGGCCGACCCAUCAUACCAUCAUGUCAGGCUCGCUCCUUUAUAUCGUAACCAUAUGUUCACCCCAUUUCUAUUUCUGCCCCAAUGUACAAUGCCCAAAGUGCGGACCCGACGCAACCGCAAGAUCACCGUCAACAAAAAGAGCCCCGUGGUGCCCUUGGUCGCCCCAGAUUCUGCUCCUGCCCCCACCCAAACGGCCCGGCCCAUGUCUCUGGCCGAGUACAGCGUGCGAAUCGGAGCCCAAAGACUGCGAGAACAAAAGGCCCAAGCGCGAGCAGAUGCGGCGGCGGCGGCGGCGGCUAAAGAGGUUGUACAGCCGUCUGUCUCAGAGUCGACCAGCGCAACCACAGACUACAUCACGCCUGUCUCAAGUCAAGACCCUGGAGCAGAUCCUCCUCCAACACAAAGAGGACCUCCCCAGCCACUAACUUACUUCCGGCAACUGUUUGACGCAAAAACUCCAUAUUUCGAUGGCCCCCACAUUCCCAACGCCCUUCGGCAACGAGCGCCUUGGAUAGCCCGGGAUCCACCCAAACCUGAAUCUUCCCAGCGCCACCGUCCUGGCCGCCCCCGAAACUCGGCUCGCAAGAAACCCCCCAGGCCCCAGCUCACGCUCUGUGAGAGCCACAAAAGCUGCAGCCACAGCUACUGUUACUACCGAAACCUGCAUGAAAGCGAGUCUGAGUCUUUUUACUGA
Messenger RNA from Yarrowia lipolytica CLIB122, 732 nucleotides. RefSeq lists its product as uncharacterized. Lineage: Eukaryota; Fungi; Ascomycota; Dipodascomycetes; Dipodascales. The record is from RefSeq and is a predicted model, not a curated record.